Molecule: messenger RNA, 2367 nt
Organism: Beauveria bassiana ARSEF 2860
Lineage: Eukaryota; Fungi; Ascomycota; Sordariomycetes; Hypocreales; Cordycipitaceae
Product: DNA polymerase alpha/epsilon subunit B
Exons: 2
Coding region: 1-2367 (788 amino acids)
Biological process (GO): error-prone translesion synthesis; DNA-templated DNA replication
Cellular component (GO): epsilon DNA polymerase complex
Molecular function (GO): DNA binding
Source: RefSeq, a predicted model, not a curated record
AUGGAUAAAACACCAGCGCCUAUAUUUCGUCGGAGAAAUAUCCAUAUACCCUCUUCAGCGCUUCCCUCGUCGUCGCCGUCAUUUGCAACCCCAGUGCACCCAUUGAAGCCGUUCAACGUCAAUGCUUCCAAAGCCGGCAUACUUCCUAUUAUCCUCCCACCUGCGACAUUACGACCUCUUGCCUUUCGAACGUUUACCAAGAAACAUUCUCUGACCCUCACAUCCUCCGCGCUGCAAGAACUUGCCUCCUUCAUCGGCAGACACUGCGGAUCGGGAUGGCGCGAAGACGGGCUUGCAGAGAGGGUGCUUGAGGAGGCCGCUAGAAGCUGGAAGAAUCGCAAUGGCGGCGCCAUUGUAGACGGGACAAGUAAAGAGCUCCACGAGAUCCUAAAAACAAUAGAAGGGAACAUGAGCGGUGGCAAAAUCGUUGGGCCAGGAAGAGGACUGCCCCGCGGCGACAGCAUGCUUGAUAUCAACCCCGGCGACUCAUUCAAUACCCGACUUGGUUUGCGUCCAACGGGGCCUAUAAGAGAGGAUAGUAAUGCCAGCUUCGGCUUGUCCGGACUCGGCGUGCAGGAGGGAGAGGAAGAGGAAGACGAGACCAAUGACCCUCGCGGGUGGCUACAAAUUAUUGAUGCUUUCGAGCAACCACGACUGUUUUAUAACGUUGAAAAGAAGCACUUUGAGAGGGACACGACAAAACCCUCACUCCUCCCACAAGCCUCACACAAAACUGCAGCCUUUCGCAGCCGAUACCAUGUCAUUCACCAACGACUGCUUCGAAACGAAUCCUUUCAAACCUCGACCGUUUCCUCUUCCCGAUCCCGCGCACUCCAAAGAACAUCCUCGAACCCCCAAAAUUUAAAAAUAACACCCAUAGCGAAUAUGCUCGGGCGUCACGGCAGCAACCACAUGCUUCUCGGGCAACUCAACAUCCUACCUACCGGUGAGCUGGCCAUCAGUGACCUGACAGGCACCAUUGCUCUGGAAAUCAAGCAAGCCGUCGCCGUCCCUGAUGACUCGGCCUGGUUCUGCCCGGGCAUGAUUGUUCUCGUGGACGGCGUGUACGAAGAGGUGGAAAAGUCCAUCGGCAACGGCCUCAGCGGCAGCAACGGUGUCGGAGGUACACUGGGUGGCCGUUUCAAAGGCUUCUUGAUCGGGCAGCCCCCAUGUGAGAAGCGCAAAGCAACGCUCGGGAUAACAGGCCCCGACGAAGCCCCAGACCACACGAUAGGAGGCGGCUUCGGCUGGAUCGACUUUCUCGGCGUGGGCAGUGAGCGCGCCGUGGGCCCCAAGAUGCGCCGCCUUGAGCGCCGCCUGCUCGCUGCGCCCGCGGCGCCUUCGUCGCUAGACGAAGACGCCGACCCGGUAGGCCCGUCCCGAGGGCGUGUCGUCGUGAUUGGCGAGCUCACCCUGGACCAGCCGCGGGCGCUGCAGGCGCUGCGCAAGAUUCUCGCCCUCUACGCCGCCGAGCCCGAGGGUAGCGCGCCCGUCACCUUUGUCCUCGCCGGAAACUUUACGCAGCAGGCCGUCCUGGCGCGGGGCGGCAGUGGGGGUAGCAUCGAGUACAAAGAGUAUUUUGACGCGCUGGCGUCGGCCCUCGCCGAAUUCCCGACGCUGCUUCGGGCCUCGACGUUUGUCUUUUUGCCCGGCGACAACGACGGCUGGGUCUCGUCGUUCACGGCCGGCGCGUCGGUUCCGCUGCCGCGCAAGCCUGUGCCCGACAUGUUCACGUCGCGCAUCCGCAGGGCGUUUGCCGCGGCCAACGCCGAGGCCGGCACUUCCACGCGCGGCGUCCCGGGCAGCGCCGUCUGGGCAUCAAACCCGAGCCGUCUUAGCCUCUUUGGGCCGAACCACGAGAUUGUGCUCUUCCGCGACGACAUUUCAGCGCGUCUGCGCCGCACCUCGGUGCGGUUACGAAAGAAGGCGGGCGGCGGUGCUGCCCCCGCGACUCAGACGGCGGACACCAUGGACGUGGAUAAUGACGACGAUGCCGCGUCGCCGCCGCCGCCGCGGCCUGACCAGGAAGAACCUGCCGUGACUACUACGACGACGACGGUUUCGCUGCCGCAGGACGCGCACUCGGCGGAAAAGCUCGUCAAGACGAUCCUCGACCAGGGCCACCUGUCGCCAUUCCGCACAUCGAUCCGUCCCGUCCACUGGGACUUUGUGUCGGCGCUGCACCUGUAUCCGCUGCCGACGGCAUUGGUGCUCGUCGACGCCUCGGCACCGCCGUUUUGCGUCGCGUACGAGGGCUGCCACGUCAUGAACCCGGGCACCGUGCUGGUGCCCGGUCGCAAAGGUGUCGGCCGCUGGAUCGAGUACGAGCUGGGCAAGCUCGGUCGGUUGCGCGAGUGCACGUUUUAG